Pongo pygmaeus (Bornean orangutan) is the source of this 2602-nucleotide messenger RNA. It is a transcript of the gene IL31RA, whose product is annotated as interleukin 31 receptor A. NCBI's taxonomy places the organism in Eukaryota, Metazoa, Chordata, Mammalia, Primates, Hominidae. The transcript has 16 exons. Bases 221 to 2266 code for a protein of 681 amino acids. The record is from RefSeq and is a predicted model, not a curated record. Gene Ontology annotation, molecular function: protein binding.
ACAGCCUUCUUCUGCUUAGGAACACCAGACAGCACUCCAGCACUCUGCUUGGGGGGCAUUCGAAACAGCAAAAUCACUCGUAAAAGGCAAAAAAUUGCAAAAAAAAAAAAAAAUAGUAAUAACCAGCAUGGCACUAAAUAGACCACGAAAAGACAUGUGUGUGCAGUAUGAAAAUUGAGACAGGAAGGCAGAGCGUCAGCUUUUUCCACCUCAGCUGGGAAUGUGCAUCAGGCAACUCAAGUUUUUCACCACGGCAUGUGUCUGUGAAUGUCCACAAAACAUUCUCUCUCCCCAGCCUUCGUGUGUUAAGCUGGGGAUGAUGUGGACCUGGGCACUGUGGAUGUUCCCUUCACUCUGCAAAUUCAGUCUGGCAGCUCUGCCAGCUAAGCCUGAGAACAUUUCCUGUGUCUACUACUAUAGGAAAAAUUUAACCUGCACUUGGAGUCCACGAAAGGAAACCAGUUAUACCCAGUACACAGCUAAGAGAACUUACGCUUUUGGAGAAAAACAUGAUAAUUGUACAGCCAAUAGUUCUACAAGUGAAAAUCGUGCUUCGUGCUCUUUUUUCCUUCCAAGAAUAACGAUCCCAGAUAAUUAUACCAUUGAGGUGGAAGCUGAAAAUGGAGAUGGUGUAAUUAAAUCUGAUAUGACAUAUUGGAGAUUAGAGAACAUAGCGAAAACUGAACCACCUAAGAUUUUCAGUGUGAAACCAGUUUUGGGCAUCAAACGAAUGAUUCAAAUUGAAUGGACAAAGCCUGAGUUGGCACCUGUUUCAUCUGAUUUAAAAUACACACUUCGAUUCAGGACAGUCAAUAGUACCAGCUGGAUGGAAGUCAACUUCGCUAAGAACCGUAAAGAUAAAAACCAAACCUACAACCUCACGGGGCUGCAGCCUUUUACAGAAUAUGUCAUAGCUCUGCGAUGUGCGGUCAAGGAGUCAAAGUUCUGGAGUGACUGGAGCCAAGAAAAAAUGGGAAUGACUGAGGAAGAAGCUCCAUGUGGCCUGGAACUGUGGAGAGUCCUGAAACCAGCUGAGGCGGAUGGAAGAAGGCUGGUGCGGUUGUUAUGGAAGAAGGCAAGAGGAACCCCAGUCCUAGAGAAAACACUUGGCUACAACAUGUGGUACUAUCCAGAAAACAACACUAACCUCACAGAAACAAUGAACACCACUAACCAGCAGCUUGAACUGCAUCUGGGAGGCGAGAGCUAUUGGGUGUCUGUGAUUUCUUAUAAUUCUCUUGGGAAGUCUCCAGUGGCCACCCUGAGGAUUCCAGCUAUUCAGGAAAAAUCAUUUCAGUGCAUUGAGGUCAUGCAGGCCUGCCUUGCUGAGGACCAGCUAGUGGUGAAGUGGCAAAGCUCUGCUCUAGACGUGAACACUUGGAUGAUUGAAUGGUUUCCGGAUGUGGACUCAGAGCCCACCACCCUUUCCUGGGAAUCUGUGUCUCAGGCCACGAACUGGACGAUCCAGCAAGAUAAAUUAAAACCUUUCUGGUGCUAUAACAUCUCUGUGUAUCCAAUGUUGCACGACAAAGUUGGCGAGCCAUAUUCCAUCCAGGCUUAUGCCAAAGAAGGCGUUCCAUCAGAAGGUCCUGAGACCAAGGUGGAGAACAUUGGCGUGAAGACAGUCACGAUCGCAUGGAAAGAGAUUUCCAAGAGUGAGAGAAAGGGUAUCAUCUGCAACUACACCAUCUUUUACCAAGCUGAAGGUGGAAAAGGAUUCUCCAAGACAGUCAAUUCCAGCGUCUUGCAGUACGGCCUGGAGUCCCUGAAACGAAAGACCUCUUACACUGUUCAGGUCAUGGCCAGCACCAGUGCUGGGGGAAUCAACGGGACCAGUAUAAAUUUCAAGACAUUGUCAUUCAGUGUCUUUGAGAUUACCCUUAUAACUUCUCUGAUUGGUGGAGGCCUUCUUAUUCUCAUUAUCCUGACAGUGGCAUAUGGUCUCAAAAAACCCAACAAAUUGACUCACCUGUGUUGGCCCAGUGUUCCCAACCCUGCUGAAAGUAGUAUAGCCACAUGGCGUGGAGAUGAUUUCAAGGAUAAGCUAAACCUGAAGGAGUCUGAUGACUCUGUGAACACAGAAGACAGGAUCUUAAAACCAUGUUCCACCCCCAGUGACAAGUUGGUGAUUGACAAGUUGGUGGUGAACUUUGGGAAUGUUCUGCAAGAAAUUUUCACAGAUGAAGCCAGAACGGGUCAGGAAAACAAUUUAGGAGGGGAAAAGAAUGAGAGUAGAAUUCUCUCUUCUUGCCCAACUUCAACAUAAGCGUGGACUAAAAUUCGAGAAAUUAGAAAGGACAUGCAGCGUUUUCCAACUAGGAAGACUGAAUCUGUGGCCCCAAGAGAACCAUCUCUGAAGACUGGGUAUGUGGUCUUUUCCACACAUGGACCACCUACAGAUGCAAUCUGUGAUGCAUGUGCAUGAGAAGUCUGUUAUUAAGUAGAGUAUGAAAACAUGGUUAUGGUAAUAGGAACAGCUUUUAAAAUGCUUUUGUAUUUGGGCCUUUCAUACAAAAAAGCUGUAAUACCAUUUUCAUGUAAUGCUAUACUUCUAUACUAUUUUCAUGUAAUACUAUACUUCUAUAUUAAAGUUUUACCUACU